Messenger RNA from Gamsiella multidivaricata, 784 nucleotides. Its product is annotated as histone-fold-containing protein. NCBI's taxonomy places the organism in Eukaryota, Fungi, Mortierellomycota, Mortierellomycetes, Mortierellales, Mortierellaceae. Gene Ontology annotation, biological process: chromatin remodeling; RNA polymerase II preinitiation complex assembly; positive regulation of transcription by RNA polymerase II. The record is from RefSeq and is a predicted model, not a curated record. Gene Ontology annotation, cellular component: negative cofactor 2 complex. The transcript is spliced from 5 exons. Bases 105 to 533 code for a protein of 142 amino acids. Gene Ontology annotation, molecular function: general transcription initiation factor activity; TBP-class protein binding; core promoter sequence-specific DNA binding.
CUUAACCUCGCAGCACUACAAACAAAGCUCAUCAGCAACCAGCAACCUUGCAAUCAACGACAAUCACCAGCUGUCUACCGACUUUUACAUCGGACACUUCCAGGAUGAGUGACAACGAACGAGGAAAUGACGACGAACUGUCACUACCAAAAGCGACGGUACAGAAACUUAUAAACGAAAUGAUGCCGGACGAUAUUGCCUGUGCUAAGGACACGCGCGACCUUCUUAUCGAAUGUUGCGUCGAGUUCAUCCACUUGCUGGCAUCGGAAGCAAACGAGAUCUGCGAGAAGGAAACAAAGAAGACAAUCGCAGCGGAACAUGUUAUCGCAGCACUCAAGGCACUGGGCUUCGACGGAUAUCUGCCAGAAGUCGAAGUUGUAUUGCAGGAUCACAAGACACAGCAAAAGGUCAAGGAUAAGGACAAAAAGUCGGGAAGGCUAGAGAAUUCUGGCAAGACGGAAGAGGAACUUUUGAUGGAACAAACAAGGCUGUUUGCUGAAGCAAAGGAGAGGCACCAAACCCAACAUCAUUAGUACCCAUGGAUUAGAAACACACCCGAGGCCUCUUGGGCGUCAUCAUUCUUCCAAAGAUAUAUGGCUUUACAGGAUCUGCACCUCUCUCUCGAACAGGACAUCAGAAUCGACACCAUCCAUUGAAAAUACGGCUGCCAGCAGCCAUAUCGUGUCGUAGCUCUAGGCAACCACUACCAAUGUAUAAAAACUUAUUAUCUUUAAUCAUCGCAACUAUUUUAACAAGCAAUAAACGUUUUAUUACGACUGGUGAU